This is a messenger RNA of Vitis riparia (riverbank grape), 912 nucleotides long. RefSeq lists its product as uncharacterized. The record is from RefSeq and is a predicted model, not a curated record. The transcript has 2 exons. Bases 261 to 788 code for a protein of 175 amino acids. NCBI's taxonomy places the organism in Eukaryota, Viridiplantae, Streptophyta, Magnoliopsida, Vitales, Vitaceae.
UUUACGAGUUACUAAAAUAACAUUAAAUACCCAGAGAGAGAGAGAGAGAGAGGGUUGUACUGAGAGUGAUUCCACUUGCAGAGAUCAUACUCAGUAGUCACUACUACAAAUAUGCACUCAAGAUCAGAUCCAAACACCCCUUCAUGUUUCCAGUUCUUGAGUAAUUGGGAGUUUUCUCUCUGCCAUUGGCCAAACCCCACCAUGAAAAUGCAGUGAAAACACCCAUCUACAGAAAGAGAUUUUAGUGAUUGAGAAUCCAAAUGGAGGGGAACCCAUCUCGAGUUGCACGUAAAAAGGAGACCCACAAAGGCUCAAGAGCCAGGCAGGCAAGCAAGAGCCGGUACGCCGUAGAAGAUGGCGGAGAUCUGAUCGAGUGUUCCGGCAAGUAUUGCAGGUCAUGCACCGCAGGGUUGUUCGCCGACUGCGUAGCAAUCUGCUGCUGCCCCUGUGCUGUGGUGAACCUGCUGGCUCUUGCCCUCGUUAAGAUUCCCUGGAUGAUGGGAAGGAGGUGUCUAGGACUCGGGAAAAGGAAGCUGGAAAUGAAGAGAAAGUGCAAAAAAAACGAAAUCGAAUUCGUGAUAGAGAGAGACGGAAGCUUGAGGAAUGGAAGAGCGGAUGAGGGAGCAUCAGACAUUUUAUAUGGGGUUGGCGAGGAAGAAGAAGAAAAGGAAAAAGCGAGCGCAAGGUUUGAGGCAGAUAGGGUUUGGUUGGAGCUGUACCAGGUGGGUCAUCUGGGCUUUGGCAGGGUCUCCUUCACUGGAAUCCAACCCCAAGCCAAGGGCAAUUAGGGAAACAAAACUGCUGCUGUUAAAAACUCUAAUGAAAAAUCUCAUAAUUUUAUUUUUCCCCAGUGGUUUUCUGGGGCAUCGUACUACGGAUUAUUCCUCCAUGAAUGCUGAUCUUCAAGGAAAA